UGCCAGAGCUCGAUAAAAACAGAGAGAGGCAGGAAGGAAGCGACGACAUUAAAGCAGCUCUGAACUCAGCCACCUGGACGACCUCCACUUUUCAUAAAACCUUCGCUUUUCUUUCUGGCAUUAAUUUCCUUUUUUAUUUCUCUCUCUCUCUUUUUUUGGCUUUUAUCCCGUGUUGACUCUGCUUUUUAACGCUGCCAGCUGACUUUGACGCAAUAUGUCUUCAGAGAAAACCUUCAAACAAAGAAGGACCUACGAGCAGCGAGUAGAAGAUGUCAGACUGAUCCAGGACCAGCACCCCAACAAGGUUCCUGUCAUCAUUGAGCGAUAUAUAGGAGAAAAGCAGCUGCCCAUCCUGGAUAAAACCAAGUUCCUGGUACCGGACCAUGUCAACAUGAGCGAACUCAUCAAGAUCAUCAGGAGGCGCCUCCAGCUGAACUCCAACCAGGCCUUCUUCCUGCUGGUCAACGGCCACAGCAUGGUGUCCGUGUCGGCGCCCAUCUCUGAAGUGUACGAGCGCCAGAAGGACCAGGACGGCUUCCUGUACAUGGUGUACGCCUCCCAGGAGACGUUUGGCAGCCACAGCCGGGGCCCCUGGGGGCCCUCGCCUCCAGUGCUGUAGCUGGAUUUAUGACCAUGUGUUUAUACGAGUUUCAGGUAGUGAGGUCACAUCUCUAUGGAUCCAUUUAUAUAAAUAUAUACAUAAACCGUUAUUAAGCCCAGCUUUAUGGUUGGAGGUUCAAUAGGAAGCGACUCCUGAGUUCUCCUGUUGUUUUCAUGCAGGAUUUUAUUCAAAGUUUGUGAAUUUUCUUUUUUUUUUUUCUUUUUGAAACUCUGGAGUAGAUGUUUAUGCUUCCUCAUUCCCAUCAUGUUCCCAUUUUUAUUCCCGUCUCUUCCUUCCUCUCACCGUAAUGUCUCAGAGCAGACCGCUGUUUGUGUAAAAUAAAUGGAAAUUUAAGCGAUGAUGUGCAGCUUUCUUAGGAGUGUCACCAAGUCGAAUUGUGGACCCACUACAAGGAGCUGAUGAUGAUGAUGUCGCCUGUGAGGAAGGGCGGGGAUGUCUUUGUCUUCUUCUUCCCUCGUUUCAUUUCUUUGUUAAAAACUCCCAGAAGUUCGGAGCGCUGUGAUCGUGGGAAUCAAACGCCUCCCUGUUGGGUUUGUUUGAAAGGGCUGAACUCGCUCCUCCUCCUCCUCAUCUUCAUCAUAACAUGUUGAGGUUUAGCUGCUUUAUACUGAAGUGUUAUUAUUUUUGGGGUUUGUUUUAUUUAAUGUGAUUUUAUUCCAUGGUUUUGUAAAGGUGUCCUGUUACACAGGGGCGGCGGAUUUGUUAAAACGCCGCAUCCAGCAAUAUCUCACAGCAUCCUUUAUGUAUUUAUGUUGGUAUUUUGUAAACAAUAAAAAGAGAUGCAAAAUA
Xiphophorus hellerii (green swordtail) is the source of this 1411-nucleotide messenger RNA. It is a transcript of the gene map1lc3b, whose product is annotated as microtubule-associated protein 1 light chain 3 beta. The transcript is spliced from 4 exons. The record is from RefSeq and is a predicted model, not a curated record. Lineage: Eukaryota; Metazoa; Chordata; Actinopteri; Cyprinodontiformes; Poeciliidae. The coding region runs from base 215 to 619 and encodes 134 amino acids.